UGGGUCCUGAGAAAGGAAUGGGCUUGCUGUGAUGCCGCGGGUGCUGCGCUUCCCUUCUCCGCCUCGCGGCAUCGUGAAUGGCCUAGCCGAUCCAGCUUGGCAUGGACGGGCUCCGCGCCUCUCCCAGGCGGCUCGUUUUUCCGAGAAUCCUGCAACAGCCACCAGGCUCUUGGCAGGGCUUCUGAAAUUCCGACCGUUUAUUUGUAUCUAUCCUGCUUAUUUAAAUAAUAAGAAGACCAUUGCAGAGGGAAGGCGAAUCCCCAUAAGUAAGGCUGUUGAAAAUCCUACAGCUACAGAGAUUCAAGAUGUAUGUUCAGCAGUUGGACUUAACGUAUUUCUUGAGAAAAAUAAAAUGUACUCUAGAGAAUGGAAUCGUGAUGUCCAAUACAGAGGCAGAGUCCGGGUCCAGCUCAAACAGGAAGAUGGCAGCCUCUGCCUUGUACAGUUUCCAUCACAUUAUACACUAAGCCUAACUUCUGGUUCCUAGUUCCAGUAUGAUAUCCUGUUGGGUAUUCUGGACAACUUGGACCCAGUAGUGUUCUUCAGAUGUCCUUCCCCAGAGUCUGCCAGCCUGGAGCAGCUCCCAGAGGUCCACUCAGAAAGACCCACCUAAGCAGCUUCCCUUUCUCUGUCGGUGGAGGCAUUAUCAGCCAGGCUCAAAGCUGCUAAUGAACUCAUUCAUUUUGACUACAUAUAUGCCAAGCCCGUAGUCUGAGACAGAGGGCCAAGCUAAUGUGGUAGUGAAAAUCAAGGAAGCACCUCUCAGCCUCUCAGAGAAUGAUCACCCAGAAUUCAUUGUCUGAGUGAAGGAAGACCCUGUAGAAGAUGACUUCAUUCUAGACCUGGGUAUCUCAAAUCCACUUUCAUCCAGCCAUUGCCUGAAGCCAUCUUCCUGUCUACUGGAUGUUUAUAGUGACUGUGGGUAUGAGGGCUUCCCUUUCCCCUGCAGCAACAUGUCCUCUCUGCUUGUUGCACACCAUUCUAGGGAGGAGACUUUGGCCAAUGAACUCUUUCCUCAGCUGGUUAGUGUCUAAGGAGUGAUCCAAUACUGUUGCCCUUUUCCUUGACUAUUAAACUGCUUGGAGGGUAACAGAGAAGCCUGCCUGUGCUUCAUUCAGAAAGCCAGAACAGAAAGUGUACAGUCCUAGAGAAUUCUCAAGUAUUUAUCUGUUCAAACCUCAGAUAACCCUAAGUUUUGUCUUUUGGCAUCCAGCAAUCCAAGGUAUUCAAGAUGUUACUGUAAUUCAGAACUACAGCUUUUGAGGUUGUACUUUUUCUAAAGAAUGGUACUUUGACCUAAAUAUUUAUUAUGUUAGGGUGAUUAGACAAGUGUCUUAGAAGAGACAGGGAAUUCACGAAUGGCUCUUUAUCAUUUCUCCUCCCCGCUUCUUAGUAUCCCAGGCUUGCCUCUAGUUUCAGGUCCUUUAGUUUGCUUCUGCAAGCAGAGAGAACACCAACCUGAGGGGCUCUUUUCCCUUUAUGUACAGUUCAAGUAAAGAUGAAGAAUUUUUUGUAAAAUUACAGAGAUUUAUGUAAAUGCUUGAUGGAAUUUUUCCUGCUAGUAUAGUUUCUGGAAGGUGCUUUCUCCAUUUAUUUAAAACUACCUAUGCAAUUAAAAAGUAUAAUGCAAAAAAAAUUAAACAAUUAGAAAAGAUGUACAUGAAUGUGAAUAUAGAUGAUUCUCUAAAAUUGCUGGCUACCAAGGAAACUCAUUUUUCCUAAUGUUCUGACUGAAUGCUCAUUAAAUGUGGCAUGGAGGAAGAGUCUUGGGAAAAGUGAAGGGCAAUAGGCAAAGACUUUGUAAAGAAAUCCCAGAGUAAUGUUGGCAUUUGGCUGAGGGAUGCUGUUGGCAUUUGGCUGAGGGAUGCUGAUGAGACAAGAAGGCCAGGAAGCCUGUUAUUUGAGCCUAGUGUAUCACAUCUCUCACAUGUGGAGCCAUGUUAUUCCUCAGUCUUACCUUCUUUAGUGAUGGCAUCUGCAGUCUCCUUGGCUUUGUCCUUUAGGUCCUUGACCACACUGUCCAGCUGGGACUCAUGCUUCAGGAAGAAAGGACGGAUGAUGCGCUUGUAGAGCAGUUCAGCCCCAUUAGAAGGGCUUGGGGCCAUGCACCACAACAGGAAGCCACACUGCACAGAAUAAGAGCCAGCGUGGGUAACAGGAGGGUGGAGGGGGUGCAUUCUGACAAUACACACUGCCUUUCACUACUUUGGGGGCAAGAAAUGCCUGUUAUCUUCUCCAAAGGCAUUACCGGUGUUUUCUGCAGGUUAAAGGUGGGCUUUCUUUAGAUGGAAAAAACAUGAAGAUUAAUGAGCCGGUAAGGAAAAGCUGAGACUAAAAAAUAAAAGUUCAAUCACAGCAGGUCCAGGGGCUUAACGAUCUUCCUAACUUGGACCACUUUUUAGUACAUAGCUGUAAGAGGUUUUUAUUAAUCAUAACCCUUAGAAAUCAGUUUAAGAAAAUAUAGUACUUAUCUGCCUGUAUAAAGCCCUGUACAGAUAAGCCUAAUAUCUAGGAGGCUUGUGCUUGGUAAGCUUACCUUGGUAAGUUUAUCCCAUUUAUUCCUCCUAUUAUAGAAAAACUACCUUGUCUGUUCUUGAAUUCUUCCCUUGGUGGAACCUUGGUUUUGGGUAGAUCUUUAGCCUUCAAUGAAUCUUUACAGCUGUUCUUCAUCUUUCAUCUUGAACACAGUUAUUAUUCCUAACUUUUUCUUCACAGCUCUACUUUGCCAUUGAGAUUAUUUUAAAAAUUGACAAUUCUGCCCUAAUAACUUAAAUAAGGAUUUUCACACUAUGUCCAAAAAAUUUUUGUUUAUUCAAAUAAUAAAUACCAACUUGCCACUUCAAGUCAUCCAUGCAAUUUACUCCUUUUUAAGAUAAAAAAAAAAUAAUGAAAGAAAAGGGAAUAUUCAGAGUAUUCUGCUCAUUUCCCUAGAAAGUUUAAUAAACAAUAUACUGGCUUAUUUUAGUUUAAAAGAUUCUAACCACAUUGUAUUCUACACAGCCUAGGUGGGUCUACAAAAAUACAGAAGUCACUUACAGAGAUUCCAAAUCAGUAUUUUUUUACAACUUCUCCUUAAAGUAAAAACAUCUCAAUUUCUUCUGCUUUAAAUUUAACUCUGAAAGACUUUGUCCUUUUUAUUACAAACCAAGGGAUGUGCUCUAAUAAUCCUUUUUAUUCCAAACCAAGGGAUAUGCUCUAAUAAUCCUUUUUAUUCCAAACCAAGGGAUGUACUCUAAUACAUGCCUUUCUAAGACAGUCUUAAGUGCUUUAGAGAUGCAAAGCUGAUAAAGGGCUAACACUGAAAGAGUUUCAGUUUAAAAUGCACAAAUAGCUCACUCCAUCAGCACCAUGUUGGCUCUGAGAAACAUACUACACUUUGAACUUGUAUUACACUCAAAAUACAGAAACAAAACUCAAAUUCUCAACAAAUUAGUAUCUCCAGAUAAUUAUUUUUGAGUCUUACUCUGUCACCCAGGCUGGAGUGCAGUGGCAUGAACAUGGCUUACUGCAGCCUUGAACUCCUGGGUUCAAACAAUCUUCCCACCUCAGCCUCCCAAGUAGCUGAGACUACUGCAGGCACAAACCAACAUGCGUGGCUAAGUUUUUGUAACUUUUUUUGUAGAGACCAAGUCAUAAAAUGUUGCUUAGGCUCCCCUUACCUCAACUACAGUAACAAGUAACUACUGAAAAGUAACCUUUGUGAAUUAAAAUUUGCUACAGAUGCACAGAGUUUUUAAAAGACAGAGACCUGCUUGGCAUGGUGAUGUGCACCUGUAGUUCCAGUGACUUGGGAGGCCAAGGUGGGAGGAUUGCUUGAGCCCAGGAGUUGGAGACUGACAUGGUUAGGCUGUGUCCCCACCCAAAUCUCAUCUUGUACUGUAGCUCUCAUAAUUCCCAUGUGUUGUGGGAAGGACUGUGUGAGAGAUAACUGAAUCAUGGAGUUGUUUCCCACCAUUCUGUUCUCUUAGUAGUGAAUAAGUCUCAUGAGAUCUGAUGGUUUCAUAAGGGGUUUCCCCUUCUGCUUGGCUCUCAUCUCUCUUAUCUGCCUCCGGAUAAGACAUUCCUUUGCUUUUCCUUAAUCUUCCUCCAUGAUUGUGAGGCCUCCCCAGCCAUGUGGAACUGUGAGUCAAUUAAACCUCUUUCCUCUAUAAAUUG
Molecule: messenger RNA, 4155 nt
Organism: Cebus imitator (Panamanian white-faced capuchin)
Lineage: Eukaryota; Metazoa; Chordata; Mammalia; Primates; Cebidae
Gene: SRP19
Product: signal recognition particle 19
Exons: 6
Coding region: 32-487 (151 amino acids)
Biological process (GO): SRP-dependent cotranslational protein targeting to membrane; SRP-dependent cotranslational protein targeting to membrane, signal sequence recognition
Cellular component (GO): signal recognition particle, endoplasmic reticulum targeting
Molecular function (GO): 7S RNA binding
Source: RefSeq, a predicted model, not a curated record